Molecule: messenger RNA, 396 nt
Organism: Microstroma glucosiphilum
Lineage: Eukaryota; Fungi; Basidiomycota; Exobasidiomycetes; Microstromatales; Microstromataceae
Exons: 1
Coding region: 1-396 (131 amino acids)
Source: RefSeq, a predicted model, not a curated record
AUGGUUCGCAUCGCCGCAUUCAGCCUCAUCGCCCUGGUCGCCAUGACCGGCUUCGCCGCCGCCGGUAGCGGACACCACUACGACUGCAACAAGUGCCAGCUGACUGCUCGCUCUGACAAGGCCUUGACAAAGAAGGACGGACUCAAGUGUGUCAAGCAGCUCGCUGGCCACAUCACCGACUUCUACAAGGGAAGCUCCAAGACUGAGUACAAGCUCAUCAAGCACAAGGCCCUGAAGAUCCAGACUGACCAGGGCGAGCACGACAUCGUCAAGGGCGUCGACUUCAAGGACCUUCAGUUCCACCCCGACUCGGUUGGUGGCUUCACCAUCAGAAACUUCGAAUGCGAGAACAACCUUGAGGGACUCGCCAUCUGCUCCAAGUGCGAGAAGCACUAA